Molecule: messenger RNA, 9104 nt
Organism: Mya arenaria
Lineage: Eukaryota; Metazoa; Mollusca; Bivalvia; Myida; Myidae
Product: USP6 N-terminal-like protein
Exons: 14
Coding region: 308-2632 (774 amino acids)
Source: RefSeq, a predicted model, not a curated record
CUAUAUUAGACCACACCUUAAAUUUUAUUUACAAUUUCUAUUCACUUGUUAUACCUCAUUAUUUGAGUUAAUAAUCCCAUUUGACAUGUCGAUGUAUAAGUAAGCUAAAUUAAGUUGAAAAAGUGAACAUGCCUCAUCUGUCAUUUUGUGGUUUUGUCAUUGUUAUUUUAAAUUUCUGACUAAUUCACAAUCCAAAUCAAACGAAAAAUUCAUGUUGCUGUGUACAUGUCAUGGGAAUUAUUAAAAAAAAUGGUAGACAAAUGCUUGAACCCAAUGACACAAUGCAAAUAGAGUGGUGCAUCCAAGAAUGGAGCAAGAUGCACUAAAUGUAGAUGAGUAUGAAGAGCUGGCUCGGGCAGCCAGGGAGCGUCAGGAAAUUGUCGCCAAGUAUGACAAGGGACGCGAGGAUGGUGCAGAGAUAGACGAAUGGGAAGAUCCGGCAUUUGAGGUGUACCACGUGACCGACAGAUAUGGCUUUAUUCAUGACAAGCACCUUCCCCACAUGUCAAAAAGUGUGGAGGCCAAGGCCAGGAAGGUUGAGGUGGAGCGCUCCACAAAGUGGCUCAAGAUGACAAAGAACUGGAAAAGCUACUUCCCCGGAGAGAAGCUGAAAAGGCGCGUGUAUAAAGGUAUUCCCGACAGCCUGAGGGGUGAUGUCUGGUCAAAACUGCUGGCUGUCACCUUCAUCAAAGUGGAACAGGAUGGAGUGUAUAAUAGAAUGAGGUCUAGGGCAAGGUCAAUAUCUCCACAUAUACGACAGAUAGAUCUUGAUGUAAAUAGAACAUACCGGAACCAUAUCAUGUUCAGGGAAAGAUAUGGUGUCAAGCAGCAGGCGUUGUUCCACGUGCUGGCAGCCUACUCCAUGUACAACACGGAAGUGGGAUACUGUCAGGGCAUGAGUGAGAUAGCCGCUCUACUUCUAAUGUACCUUAAUGAAGAGGAUGCAUUUUGGGGGUUGUCCCAACUGUUUACAGACAAAAGACAUGGCAUGCAUGGAUUUUUCAUCCCCAAAUUCCCCAAGCUUAUGCGGUUCCAGGAGCACCAUGAUAACGUGCUGAAGAAGUUCCAUCCUAAGAUCCACAGGCAUCUGGAGCGAGAGGGCAUAGACUCUGGGCUCUACACCAUCAAGUAUUUCCUGCAGUGCUUCCUGGAUAGGAUGCCAUUUACCUUGACCCUGCGAGUAUGGGACAUCUUCAUCCUGGAGGGGGAGCGAAUCCUUACAGCAAUGGCUUACUUGAUCGUCAAACUACAUCGCAGGAAGAUACGGAAGUUGAAGAUGGACUCAUUGCUGCCAUUCUUCCAGUCAGAGCUUGAGGCAGAUUUUGGUUAUGAUGAUGACACCGUCAUUGACCAGCUCACGAUCGCAAUGGAAGAACUACGAAAGGCAAAGAUGGAUGUGCCGCCCAAACCCACUGCCAACGAACUCCCCACCCUGCCAUUUGGGCUUGAGAUUCAACCAAGCGUACGGGAAAUCAUAUCCAAACGGUCUGAUGAGACUUUUGAUGAACACUUUAGAAAAAACGCAAAAGGUGGCAAAGCCGCCUACUACAGAAAGCGUGCACUUCACACAACCACUCCAGAAAUGGGUGGUCGGGGAGCCGACUCUAGGUCCAUACAGUCUAGUCGUAUGUCUGAAUACUCUGCGGGUGAUUUAUCAUCUUACUAUGAUACAGCUGCCAAUUCCAGGUUAUCGAUAGCAGACAUGAGCUCAAAGACUUCACCAAAGAGCUCAAGGACAUCGUUCGCCGAAGGUUCAGAAGUCGGUAGCAUAGGACCCACAAUGUCUAGACACACACCAGUUCCUUUGAACGAGGAAAUGGAUAUAGAGCAAGAGCUUGAGAGAUUGAACUAUGAAGAUGAGACGCAUAGAGUGGUUGUUGAUAAGGAUCAAACGCUGACUAGGGAUACAACGUUGGAAGAUAUGGUCCCAGAAGGACACCAUGAGAAACCCCCUUCACAAGCAUCAGAGUAUGAUAACUUAAGUGAACGACAUAGCAUUGUCAAUGGUGGUGAGAACGGAAAUAUGAAUGCACAUACAGACAUGGAUUAUGACAAUAUAUCGCCAGCUAUUGAGCUGCCAGUGGAACAUAUGCGCCGGAUUCCUGUGCAAUACGAGAUACCAGUGACUCAUGAUAUUCCCGUAGCCCAAAGGGGACAGCAAAUGGUUAUCAGCCCUACAAAUGGGUUGAUGCCGGCACGAAUAUCAACAGGGCGGAUAUCGCCCCCAGUGGAAAAUGUGUGGGUUGAACGACAGGAGGAGCGGCUGAAGGAGAAAAAAGCUACAAUCUCAGCUGAAGUACAGCGGGAUGUAAGCUCUCAUAGCCAGUCUGCCUCACAUCAACGCGUUUCCUCCAAUAGCCGCAAACGCUCUAGUCCUGGCCAUACACCAUCAAAACCCAGGGGCAGUCAGAGUAGCCCAAAUACCCCGACAUACGUUGAAAAUGGGGGCCUCACGAACAGUCCCCAUUUUGUCUCGCAGCUCCAGAUUCGGCGCCAACACCCGUUUCCUCUCUCAAACUCUGACCAUGUGAACGGCUAUAGUGCACAGUACGAAUACUCUGAGCAACAGAUGCAAACCUCCACAGGCCCGAGAUCUUCACAGCAAAGGGAGAUUACUGUUCAGCACUUGUAGUUUAAGAUAUACAUUUAUGCAUUAUUGCCUGCAUUUAAGAAAAUAUUGUUGGUUUUGGCCAAUGGUAACUUCUAAAUAUGGUUUAUUGAUGUUGAUAAUUUCCUCAUAUAUUGUAUGUCGAUAUUUGAUUUUCAAGUUUAUCUUUGUAAGACUUCUAUCUUUUAAAUUGUACAUGCAUUACAUACAAUUGACCUUCACAAAGCCAUGUUAAACAGCUACAUGUGUAUUAUGAUUUGGAUUGAUUUUUAUAUAAUUUAUGAUACAUGUCUUAUAUGUUAUCUAGAACAUUGUAAUGUAGAGUGAUUUUCUUUAAAGACUGAUUGAUUAUGUAUAUUAGCUGGAAUUCUUAACACAACACAGUUUUUACUACUAAUUGGCUGGUUAUAGAUUUAAGAAAGUCAGUGAAUUGUUUUAAAUUAAUAUUGGACCUAGUGGUCAUGAGUUUGAACUCCACAUGGGGCACUUUCCAUGGCUUCUCAAAUUGCGCACCAGUGCUGGUUUCUUACCAGGAAACUAUCUUUAUUGUGAGAGAUAUAUUUCAGACAUUAGAAGUUCUCCAAUAGAUAUUUAAGAAGUAUUAACUAUUUUUAUAUCAUUUGAAAACAUGAAGGUUACUUCUGUGUUUUUUUUAUGUUUUAACUCUUUCUUCUUCAUUAGGUAAGUUUAAGAAAUUUUAAGUUGAUUUUAUGAAUUUUGAGUAUAAAUGAAUUUCUUGAAGUUCAGAAUUAAGUCUUUUAUUAUAUUAGUUUGAACAGAAUUCAGUAGUCGGGGAUGUACCUAGACCUACUCCAGUAUACCCAGGCGAGCAAAUCAAUUUUGUACCCCCGAAAUGGUAAAUGCUUAUCUCGUGAUUAGAAAUAAAGAAUAGAAGGCUAAGGGGUUUAGGUAUACAUGUAUUUUAUUACUGGUUAAAUUUUGUCAUUAUUCCAACGUUGGCGUUUAGAAUGCUUGAAAAUGGUUCUUUUAUACCUUUGUUCUUCAAAAUUGUCCUAAGGGAGGGGACACUCCAUCGAUCCCAACCCUGAAAUCACAUUGAGCCCAGGCGAAUGAAAGACAUUAUCAUAUCAAUAGCUCGCUCAUUUACAUGCAUACUGUUCACCAUGCUGCAGGUACGCUCUGGGUGCUAUCGUCUAUAGUUUCUAUUUAGCUUUUGGCAGUGACCACAAAUAUUAUACAUGUACAAUUUAGAAGCCUUCUUGCCCAAUGAUACCUUAUUUUAUUAUAGAUAGUUGCAUUCAAGUCCUGCAAGCUCAUCAAAGUAUUUAAUUAGGGAUUUGUGUUAAAUUAUUUUUUGUUAUUCCUUUGAAAUUUUAUGUUUUAGACAGAUAUUUUAUUAUUGCAUUUUAUCAAUAGAGUCUGAUUAUUUCAGUAGCAAUGAAGUAGUUUUUUGUAGAUAAAAAUUAAGAGGCCAAAUAUUGUAAUCUUACUGUGUUCAAAGUAUGCUCUAACAGUGUUCAUUUAUAAUCUGAGGGACAUAGUUUAUUUUUGUAACGCUCUUUUGCAACCCAAUUUGUUGCAGGGAUAUCUGUUAUGAAUUUAAAUGUAUGGAACUGUGUUUCUAUUACAUUAUUAAGCAUAAACGUGUACGUUAAUGCUCGUAGAUUUCAGAAAUGCCAUUCCAUUUAUUCAUUAUAAUGGGGGAAAAAUCCAGAAAAAAAAUUAAAGAAACAAGAAAAACAUACAUGAUCAUUAAUUUGGUGUUAGAUAAAAAAUAUGACUGUUAAUCUUUCAAUUUAAUGUGAACUCAUGUGGACUCAAAUUUCAUGUGAGUGAAAUUAAUAUGAAAUAUGAAUUUAUUUGAGUGAAAUGUCAUGUGAAAGUCUGUGACUAUAUGUCCCAGUAACAUUGCAUGUUUAUAAGGGAAUAAAUACAUGUUUGUUACGAUUGUUACCUUCCUUACUAGUGACCAAAUAUGGAGAACUAUAUUUUCAUAGUCAUUUUAAGUCUGUAUAUGAAAGAAAUGUUGUUAAUAUUUCUCCUGCUGGAUAAAUACAUGUAUAUAUUGUUGGUUGUAACAUGUAUUGUUACAUUUCUAAAUAUAGAAAUGUGUAUGCAGUCUAUGUUUUACUGUAAGUAUUUGUUUUUAGCAUAACCAGGAGGUUUUAAAAAAGAAGAUGAGAUAUAUAUUUUCAUAACUUCGUAAUCAUCAUUUGUGUAAAUCUUUAAUGAUGCCCGUAUCUUUUUAACUGUUUUGUUAAAAAACAUGAGACUUGGUACAUACACAAUGACAAUACACAUGUGUGUGGCAAGUCCCAUCGCUGUCGUUGUCAUUCUUGUUGAGCUACGUGAAUCAAGUGGUUACCUACGCAUGCCCAUUUCAUUUAUCGUCCGUGUACAGUCUAUGGAUCUUGAUUAAAUGGACAAGCAUAGGUUCCUGCUUGCAUUGUUUGUAUUCAGAUGACAUACAUGUAUAUGGAGCUGUACACGACAGAACAUGUAUAAGUAGCUGUAAAAUCAUCAAAAGACAUGUACAUAGUAAAUAUGAGAUGAAUUUUGUCCCGCUGUUAUCUGUAUAUUAAUAUUAUGAUGUUAUAUAUGUGUGUAUCCAUUGUUGUUGUGCAAUAGACGUCUGCUUGUUUUAGGCUCACCUAGGUGCGUAUAUAUAAUGUAUAUUUAUGUUGAUUGUUAGUUUUUAAUCAGUGCUCAUUGUUAUAUGUUCAAUAAGAAUAGGUAGAUUUUUGUAUACACAUUUCAAUAAUUAUAUGUGCAUGCCCAUUUCAUUUUUGUGUGUUUAGUAAGUCUUGAAGAAUCUUGAAUUUAUAAACUUCCAUGGUAAAAUCAUGUAAACAUAUGAAAACAGUGUUUUUGAAUUGAGAUUAUGGAAACUCAGUAAUUUACACUAUCCUGAUAGAAAUAUUCAUAACUGUUAAACCAAUGGAGAGAUUUAUUAGUCACAUGACAACCCUCGAUAAACAAAUACAGAUAACAUUGGAUUCAAUGUCUUAUUUAUUGAAUAAAGCCGGUAAUCCAACUAAGCGGCAUAUUGAUCUGAUCAGUAAUGAAUAUUGGUAAGAAUUUGGAAGACCCUAAAGGCUAUGGUAGAAUAAGAAUACUAAAGAAAUUUAUUCCAUUGGAAUGCCAUAGUGUUAAUAAGUGUUGUCAUGGAAACAAGCAGUUAAGUUAAAGAAGGGUGAAACUGUGAUAUUUGAUUUAUACCAUAGUCACUAGAUGUUAGAUGUCCCAUUGUUGUUACAACAUGUGUGUCUCUCAAACGUUUAAAAACAAAAUUGAAGUACCCCCAGCUAACCGUUUUUAGCUUCUUAGUUUUUAGAAGAUUGUCGUAUCUUUGGUCUUUUGUGUUCUUUCCAUACUCAAAAUAUUCACACGAAACUUGGUACAAUGGCUAGUACAUAUGUGGGUACCGUAAUAAGUUCUGCUAAUAUUAGUAAGCUUUCCCCUUGGCCAUUUGAGAAAAACUGAUGAGCAUUGAAAUCAUUGUGUGGAAUGUUGGUUCAAAUAACAUUGUAUGUUAGGUGGCAAAUGUUGGUGCCAUACUGCAUAGAUGGCCUAUAACUUCUUAUGUAACCAAAACUGUUAACAGAAAAGGCCUAUAUGUAGUUAAAUGUUGUUUUUGUUGUUGUUUUUUCCUUUUAAUUAAUACACAGAUUCUAAGAUUAGGUUAGAUUUGCUGGGUCAUUGCAGUGUCCUAACUUUUUACAAGAUAGACACAAAGAUUGGACACAAUAUAUCAGACUUUGUGAAGUUAUGUCAUAUUCUUGUAGUUAAUGCUAGAAGGUACGAGAAGGGUUUGAGCGUGGUCUUGUGGUGUAGGUAUCUGCCUCUCACUCAAGAGGUUGUGGAUUCAAGCCCCACUAAGAAAACGUCCUCAUAACCUCUUAACAACAUAAGUUUGGGUUUCUACACAGUAAACAGACUCCAGAAUAAUUUGGUAAGUUUUCAGAUUUUGUCGCAAUGGAGCAAUCAGCUAAAUGAAAUACGUACAAGCUAAGGUUUAAAGCCCUUACAUUGGUCAGUGUUACUAUGUACCUAUAGCAUUAACCACCUCAUGAUAGUAGGUAUGUUUUAUCUUCAACUGUGUAGUCCACAAUUGUUUUGUUUCUGUUUUAUUUAUUUGUAUUUUUGUUGAAUAUUUUAAACGCUUCCCUAUAUAUGGACAAUGUUCCAAAACGUAUGAGGUUUUCUGCUGAGUAUUUAGAUAUUUUUUUCUAAAAUAAUCAACCAUUUAUAGAUACCAUUGUGUCAACCAUAGGUGGCAUAUAAGUCAGAGAUUGGGAAAAUCAAAUUAUAUAAUUAUAUACAUCAUAUCUGAUACUGCCACCUGUGGUUUCAUUCUAAUCAAGUCCAAGCAUAUGGAAUACUUAUGAAUUGAAAUAAAAUGCUUGUGGAGUAGUUCCAAAUCAAGAUAACCUUAAUAUGAAUUGCUAAUAUGGCAAUGGACGAAAUUUGAUAUAGCAACAAAGUAUUCAUGGAAUUUAAGAAAUAUAUAUGACUGUAUGGAUUUGAGACUUAACGUAAAGUAAGUUAUGGUUAAUUGAAGAUGGAUGCAUUGUAUACCUGAAUGUAUAAAAAUGUUAAGCUGUAUCAGAAUAUACACUUGUUUAAAAACAGUCCAAAUUUUACCUUUUAAUGGAUGUUUUUCAUGAACAUGUACAUUAAUCAUUUCAUGUAUACAUAUCCACUUUUUAUUAUUGUUGACUUAUUUUUAUUUUUAUCUUCACUCUAUAUCGUCUUGGCUGUUAUUCAUAACACAUCUUAAGUCAUUUACUAACUAAGGUCAUUUUCUUAAUUUUAAUAUCUCACUGGUAGCCGUCUCCGUGGCCUAGUGGUUAAGCGUCCGCCUACGGAGCGGGAGGUCGUGGGUUCGAUCCCUGGCCGCGUCAUACCAAAAGACGUUAAAAAUUGGUACAAGUAGCUCCCUUGCCUGGCGCUUGGCAUUUAAAGGGUAGUGCUUGGAAAAGUGGUGUACUCAGUACUGGUUUAACCCAGGAAAGUUGUACCCCGUGUAUCGGUGCUUUACACCGAGCACGUAAAAGAACCAAGGGGUCUCUUCGAAAAAGAGCUAGGGUAUCGCACCCGGACUUCCUUGUAUCCCACCACUGUCUCUUCAGCGUGCUGUCCCUUCAGCAAAAACAAAGGACCCCGUUGGAAAUAAGUGCUUGCACUUUCACGGGUUAUCCUUGACCGCAAGGUCUGAAGAAAUACAUACACACUGGUAAUAGAUAUAACUACUUCACUCAAUUUUCAUCAGUUUAUUUAAAAUACACACUUUUAUGUUUAAAUAUUUCUAGUUUAUUGGCAUUUGGACCCUUGCCUUAAUUGUGCUUUUAAAUAGGGCUUUGUUUUAAUUUAGGACUACUGGGCUUGUCCCUGAAAUUUAUGUUGUAUUAUUUAUAGAUUUUUAAUUUGACGUUGAAAAAUGAAAAAAAAAUCACUUAAGAUCAAAAAUGACUUAAGGUGUUUUAUGUAUUCCGGCCCAUAUAGACUUAUGCUGACUCAUCUGUAACUCACCUGGGCAUUUCUUCGAUGUCAUUCAAGAUCAAAUUAUAAUCAGGAAGAUUUCUGUAGUGAUCUCAUUAAUUUCUAAGCAUUUUAUUGCAUUAUACGUAGCACACUUUUUAAGCAAACUUCAGUUAGUUUUAAUUAAGGGAUUUUCUGUCAGUCGGUUAAAAGAGAUUAAAUAAGAUAUUCAUUCCAUUUGAUAUUUUUUUGUGAACAUGUAAACUAAAUUUAAUUUAUUGAAUUUAAGAAAUUUAUAUUUAAAGAUAUUCUGGUAAAGUAGAUUCCAUUGUGGUGUGAAAGUGAGAUUGUUUUAAGUGACCUAAAAUAUAGAAGUAUUUAGAUGGUUUUGCUUUUACUCUUUGGUGGCUGUUUUUUGAGAUAAUGUAUUCAUGUAUUACACAUGUUUCUUCUGUUGUAAGUUAUCAUUGAUCAACGAGGAUUUACCGCAACAGAAACCUCACAAUAUCUUAACCAAAAGUCUUACUUGUUGUAUUCUGCACAAUUUUGAGAUAUUUUUUAUACUGGGACAAAUUUCGCGGUGUUUAAGUUGUGGAUUUUAGCUAGUCAGAAAAUAACAUAAACUCCUUUUAUGCCAUGAAAUCUAGUUAAGCUAAACAAACAUAUUUUUUCGAAUUUAAUUUUUGUCGAAUAUAGAAUAUGGAACAGAAACUAAAGCUUUACGACUGAUUUGACAGACCGCCCCUUGUAUGAUUUUAUUGUAAUUAUUGAUGGUUAUCACUUUUAGAUCAAGGUAAAUACAAGUCCUUUAUUUACAAAACUGAAUCUACUAGUAAUAAGUAUAUAUACAUCAAAAUCUCUCAUUCUCAUACUCUAAAGAUAUACUCUCAUUUUACAUACAUCGUUCUAACUAACAUUAUUUUAUGAAACAUUGUUUUUAGAAUUUUCAGAUUGUGUAUGUAACAGUUUCAGUUGUAGUGUACAUUUUUUUGUUUCUAUGCAACUGUCAUUUGCCGCAUACAUACAAGUCUGACAAUAAAUUCAAUCAGUUAUA